Branchiostoma belcheri (Belcher's lancelet) is the source of this 1602-nucleotide messenger RNA. RefSeq names its product E3 ubiquitin-protein ligase TRIM69-like. The coding region runs from base 191 to 1486 and encodes 431 amino acids. The record is from RefSeq and is a predicted model, not a curated record. Gene Ontology annotation, molecular function: protein binding. The transcript has 8 exons. Lineage: Eukaryota; Metazoa; Chordata; Leptocardii; Amphioxiformes; Branchiostomatidae. Gene Ontology annotation, biological process: signal transduction.
UUACCAUUUGCCACCCAAAAUGCACGUGGUGUAACUGAAAGGAUACCAGCACAGGGCACGAUAAAACUAAAGCCUAAAAUACGCCAAAAAUUAGCUGAAGCCUAAACCUCUACUUGGAGAAGAACUGUUUACAGUGUUUACGCAUUUCUAAACAUAGAACUCUUCGCUAACUGGGAAGUACCUUCAGGACAUGGAUCCGGAGAGUGACUCAGGAAUGGCAUCCUGGAAUCCCCACCCUUCUGGCCACAACACACACGACAUGGAACAGAAGUUACGCCAAAGCGAGGAGGCAAGGGAAGACGUGGAAAGGAAACUUGAAGAAGAGACUCGGCUGAAAGUCUUCUACCAAGACAAAGCUCUCCAGCUGGAAUCUAAACUUCAAGACCACGAGGAAAGGUUGUGCAGUCUGGAAAACAAAAUGGCUGCACUGAUGGAGAAGCAUCCGAUUCAACAACAACAACAACAACAAGUGGUGGGCGAAAGAGUUGGUAGAGAGAGUCAGGAUCAGAGCGUGGCUGAAGACUCGGAAGAAACGGGCAUUAGGGAAGUAAAAGUUGGAGAGGCAUUGACAUUCGGUUUGGACCCAGCGACGAUUCACGGCAAGUUGGAUACCCAGGUAGACAGCGAGAAGGGCAAAAUCCUCAUCAGCUACAACGGGGACCAGGAGGUAGUGAACACCGUGGGGCGGUUCGUGGGGAAGUCCCACACCGCGCUGGCCGAUGUGAUGAUCAGCGGAGGGAGGUGGUACUGGGAGGUGGACGUACGCAAGUCCAACCACUACCGUAUGGGCGUGGCUUCGAAGACCGUUAAACGUGACAAGUGGAUCGGCGACACGAAGAAGUCCUGGUGCAUCAGGAACAAUGAUGGCGAGGUGUCCGCUAGACACAACUAUGACGACUCUGGCCUGCGAUUGGUCAGGAACCCACCAAUCAUCGGCGUUCUUCUCGAUUACGACAGCGCAAAGGUCCACUUCUUCGAUGUGGACAGUGGUAAACACCUACAGACGUACGAAGUUGACGUCAGCGAGCCCCUGCGUCCGGCGUUCCAAGUGAACGAAGGCUGUGUUGUGGUAAACAGUGCAGCUGGAUCUCCUGCUAAAAUGGAGGAACUUUUAUCAGCCAUGGACGCAGCUGGUGACACCAUACCUGACUUCACACGUGAGGCAUCAUGGCAUAGAAACCGCUUCUUCAAUGACAAGAGAAUGGCAGACAUUUCUAUGCUCAUCGGCAAACAAUGGCGGCAGGUGGCCACUUGUCUCGGUCUCCAAAAGGUACAGCUGGACAAGAUGGAACUGAAUCACCCAAAAGACCACACUCGGCAGGUCAUGGAAGGCUUAGUUACUUGGAGAGGUACUGCGAAGGACGACGAUGAGAUGUUGACGGAGCUGACAUCAUGUCUGAAGAAAUGGGACCGUUCUGACUUAGCGGAGCAAAUACAAGAGGAACACGACCAACUCACGACCGAAGCAUCUGAAGACCCUUCCUAGAGCACCGUGUGUGUGUGUGCAUCUAAUAAAGUGUCAGAACACGUGCGCAGUUUGGUAGUUGGCAUGUUUGAGCCUUCAUACUUUGCUUAUGGUUGUGUUUUGUCUGUCUUUGUGUG